GGGGCGGGGCCGGGCAGUUUCUGGCGGCAAGGCUGGCGCUCGCGCAAGUCUGGCGGAUCCUGCCUGGCAGCUGCAGGGCGAACUCAGAGCUCGAGGCAAGGGCUCCUUUCGCUUCCCGCGGCCAUGGAGCGGCUGACGUUGCCUCCUGGAGGCGCGGAGGCAGUGGACGAGUACCUGGAGUACCGGAGAAUUGUUGGUGAGGAUGAUGGAGGGAAACUUUUUACUCCUGAAGAAUAUGAAGAAUACAAGAAAAAAGUUCUCCCCAUGCGUUUACAGAACAGAUUAUUUGUGAGUUGGCGGUCACCAACAGGAGUGGAUUGCAAACUCGUUGGCCCAGAGACAUUGUGUUUUUGUACACAUAGGUACAAACAGCACAAAACCGACUUUGAAACAAUUCCACAGCAGCGCCCCAUUGCUCUACCUUGCCGAGUGUCUGGUUGCCGGUGCAAGGCUUACCACUAUGUCCCUCUGAAUGGUACCCAGCCUAUUCGCUGCAGGUGCAAACACUUUGCUGACCAGCACAGCGCUGCUCUUGGCUUCACAUGCAAUGCCUGUUCCAAGUGCUCAGGUUUCCACAGCUGCUUCACUUGUGCCUGUGGCCAGCCCGCAUAUGCCCACGACACAGUGGUGGAAACUCGGCAAGAAAGGCUGGCUCAGGGAAAACCGGUAGGACGGGAUGUUCCUUAUGCAGCAAUGGGAGGUUUAACUGGUUUCAGCUCCCUGGCAGAAGGCUACAUGCGCUUAGAUGACAGUGGCAUUGGUGCGCCCUCCGCUGACAUCUUGGAUGCUCCAGUUUCAGCCACGGACCAUCCAUUCCUAAGAGCCAUGCAAGCGCCAUCUACUUCUUCUCCACAGCCGCUAGCAGGCAGCAAUGAAGUAGGUCCAGGCACUCAGAUUUCAUCCUUAAGGAAACCUGAAGAGGAUGAUAUGGCAUACUUUGAAAGACAAUACCAGGAAAGGAUAAAACUGGAAAAGGCUGCUAAGCAGAAAGGAAAAGCGCCACCGCUGCCAAGCACAAAGCCUUCUUGAAUUCUGUUGAACAGAUCGAGCCACCAUCCAGAUGCAUCUUCUAUUUAUUUAAGUUUAUUUUCUCUCAAUCUAUGUACUUUCUUAUCGUGUAAAUAUGCCCUUUUGAAUUUUGCUUAGCUUAUUGAAACUGUCAGAGUUCAUGACUUAAAGCACUUUAUGUGCCUUUUUAAGAUGGCCUGCUGUGUAGCCCAAGCUUUGAAGUCACAGCACUCUUUCCUCACCAUAUGCAGGCUUUCUCUCUUUUAGCAAGUUUUAUGUUAUUUUCAUGUGAUUCAAAGCCCAAAAGUACAGUAAAUAUUUUUAGUUUAUCAUAAUUUAACUUUUCUAGCCUACCUAAAAAACAAUUAAGGAUAUUAUUAAAGGUUUUAGAGAAAUA
Mastomys coucha (southern multimammate mouse) is the source of this 1405-nucleotide messenger RNA. It is a transcript of the gene Fam221a, whose product is annotated as family with sequence similarity 221 member A. The coding region runs from base 124 to 1029 and encodes 301 amino acids. NCBI's taxonomy places the organism in Eukaryota, Metazoa, Chordata, Mammalia, Rodentia, Muridae. The transcript is spliced from 7 exons. The record is from RefSeq and is a predicted model, not a curated record.